Molecule: messenger RNA, 1845 nt
Organism: Centruroides sculpturatus (bark scorpion)
Lineage: Eukaryota; Metazoa; Arthropoda; Arachnida; Scorpiones; Buthidae
Product: serine/threonine-protein phosphatase 6 regulatory subunit 3-like
Exons: 13
Coding region: 304-1830 (508 amino acids)
Cellular component (GO): cytosol; nucleus
Molecular function (GO): protein phosphatase regulator activity; protein phosphatase binding
Source: RefSeq, a predicted model, not a curated record
UAUAAAUCAUUAAUUUUGUUAACCUAAGAAAAACUUUAGAAAGUAUUUAAAAGAAUUGGAAUCAGGAGAAAUUUUGGUAUCGUCCCAUCACUAGCAAUAAUACUUUGUGAUAGAGUUGUUUAUUGCAUAGCUUCAUAUUAGAAAAAGUUUUAUUUUAUUUCUAUCUAUUUAAUCUUUUAGUGGCUGGAUGAUCAAAAAGUAGUUCAAAGAUUAAUAGGGCUUAUUAAUCCUAAUUUUACUGAAGAAAGAAAUGGAAAUGCCGCUCAAGCACUUUGUGAUAUUAUAAAAGUCAGUAGAGAACAUAUGUCUUUACUACAAGAAAAAGCUGAACCUGAUCCACUAUUAAAAACUAUAGAGUCAAUAGACACAUUAAGUGAACUACUUAAUCAUAUGUUUAAUGGUGAAAAGCGAGAGUGUGUUUUAGUUAGUGGAAUAUCAGUAUUUCUUUCUUUGCUAGAAUUCAAAAGGCAAGGACCUGCAGGACAACAACAAAUUCCUCAGAAUCAAGUUCAACCUCCAUUGCAAGGAGAAGGUGCUCCUCACUGUUUUACAUCUGUGUUUUUCCGUAAUGAUGCACCUGAUCAGAUGACCUCAUUAGAUGCAGAACGUCUUGAACAAGGAGUUGAAAAUGUGAUGUCAGCUUUAACACCUCAUCUAAAUAGUUUUCAUCAAUUACUAUUAGUACCACCACCAAAAUCUGCAAUUACAACAACUGUUGGAACAUUAGAUCCACCUGUUGGUUUUACUCGAUUAGAAGUUGCUCAUCUUUUGACAGCACUCCUUUCUACCAAUACACACAGUGUAAAUUUACAGUUAGUAAAAUUGGGUACUAUUGGUGUUUUAUUGGAUUUAUUUUUUACCUACACGUGGAAUAAUUUUUUACAUACACAAGUUGAACAAUCAAUUGGUCGCAUUCUUACAAAUAAACCUACCACUGAUGAAGAAGGAAACAAAGUUCAUCCACUUUUAGAUCAGGUAUUUAAUGAAUAUAGACUAGUCCAAAGAGUUUUAGAUGUUUGGGAAGAAAAUGAACAAGAACAGACAAAACCAGGAAAACAUAGACGAGGUUAUAUGGGUCAUUUAACCAAAAUAGCAAAUCACAUUGCUCAAAAUGCAGAAAAUGGAAUCAAUAGUGAUUUAAUAAAAAGUAAAAUUAAAGAUUUACCAGAAGACUAUAGAAACAGAUGGGAAACUUUUGUUUCAGAAGUAUUGAGUGAAAUUAAUAAAAAAAAUCAAACACCAUUGGCUUUUUCUGAUUAUCAGAUGCAACAAAUGACAAGUAAUUUUGUUGACCAGUUUGGCUUCCAUGAUGAUGAAUUCAUUGAUACAGAUGAAAACAUGACAAAUCAGUUGAAUCAUCUAACUGAUACAGGUUUUCAACUUAAUUCAGAUGAAAAUUUAAGAAGUGAAGAAUUGUUUGAACGAGCCUGUAGAGAACGUGUACAAAAUUUGGGAGAUGCUGACAGUGAUGAAGAUGUAUGGGAAGAUAAAGAGCAUGAAGUUACAUUUGUCUCAGGUUCUGUUUCACAACAAAGAUCAGCUGAGAAUAGUGAUGAGAAUAGUAGUGGAUCUGAAGAUGAUGAGCAUAAAACUUCAUCUUCAACUAAAACAACAACAAAUAUAUCACAACUACCAGCGGAAGAAGUAAAAAUGGAUGUUGAUCAGCAAGAAAUGUGGACAGCAACUUUUGAUAGUGUUCCAAUGGAAGUUGCUCCUGCCUCAACGUCUUCAAAUCCAUGGGAAACAUCAAAUCCUUCAAUUUCAGCUGAAGAUCAAGGAGGAUGGGCUGACUUCAGUGAUUUUGAUGCAUUUGGAAGUGUAGAAUGGUGAGUAAAUAUUUGUAAU